This is a messenger RNA of Neoarius graeffei (lesser salmon catfish), 2202 nucleotides long. RefSeq names its product peroxisomal biogenesis factor 3 (gene pex3). Bases 161 to 1258 code for a protein of 365 amino acids. Gene Ontology annotation, molecular function: protein-macromolecule adaptor activity. The record is from RefSeq and is a predicted model, not a curated record. Gene Ontology annotation, cellular component: peroxisomal membrane. NCBI's taxonomy places the organism in Eukaryota, Metazoa, Chordata, Actinopteri, Siluriformes, Ariidae. Gene Ontology annotation, biological process: protein import into peroxisome membrane. The transcript has 12 exons.
UAUGCAAUCGAAAGGGGGUUCGAGGGAUUUGGCAACCUGGUGUUUCACUAAUAUUCUGGUCAUGUUGUGUGAAGAGCUGCUGCUUCUGUCUGACCCGGAAACUUAUUCCUCCGGUUUAUUGUUAGCCUUUCUGUAAAUUCAAAGUGUGUUUAUUUUAAAAAUGUUGUCUUCUACGUGGAAUUUUAUCAAGCGACAUAAAAGGAAAUUUAUUUUCGCCGGAGCUUUUGCUGGAGGUGUGUACUUGCUUGGGAAAUAUGCCCAAAGAAAACUCCAGGAGAUGCAGGAGCGGGAGACGGCGGAGUACAUCGCUCAGGCUCGAAGGCAGUUCCAUUUCGAGAGUAACCAGAGGACGUGUAACAUGACAGUCUUGUCCUUGCUCCCUACCCUGAGAGAGGCGAUUAUACACCACCUGAACUCGGAGAGUCUCACGGCACUGCUGAAGUCCAGGCCGGCUAACAAGAUUGAGAUUUGGGAGGACCUUAAGACAAUCAGUUUUACUCGCAGCAUUGUGGCUGUUUAUAGUACUUGCAUGCUGGUGGUGUUACUUCGUGUUCAGCUCAACAUCAUCGGUGGCUACUUGUACCUGGAUAACUCUGUAAUUAAAAAUGGAACGAUGCCUUUGGCUCCUCCUGAAGUCCAACAGAAAUAUCUGUCAAGUAUCCAGCACCUUCUGGGAGACGGGCUGAUUGAGCUGAUAACCGUGGUGAAGAAAGCAGUGCAAGAAAUCCUCGGCCCGAUCUCUUUGAAGCAGAGUCUGUCUCUGCAGGAACUCGAGCAGCACAUAAUUCAGAUCAGACAGCAAGUGGAGGAAAACUCGGGCACCAAAUUCAGACCGUUGUCCUGGUACAUGAUGCCUGAUGAGGAGAAGCCAUUAGCUGAUCAGGCUUGUGGUCUGACGGAGAAUGAUGUCACAACAAUAAAGCUACUAAAUGAAACCCGGGACAUGCUCGAGAACCCAGAUUUCACUACCAUACUCGGCGCUUGCCUGAACCGGGGCUUCAGCCAUUUUCUUGACAACAUGGCGGAGUUUUUUCGCCCCCCUCAAGGAGACGCCACCCCCAGCAGUACACCUGAUAGUCUCUUACAUGUAAGUCUCCCACUUGCCAAAAUAAUUCCUAUCGCUAAUGGACAGAUUCACUCGAUAUGCAGCGAAAUCCCCAGUCAGUUUGUUCAGGAUCUUUUAAUGACUCAACAAGUGAAAGAAUUUGCAGCCAAUGUUUAUGAAGCUUUCAGCAAUCCUCAUGAACUGCACAAGUAAACAUGGAGAUCAAGUUCCUGAAGCUCCGAACAGCAAUACAGCACAAUGUUCCCUUUAUCUUUUCAUUUCACAGGGGAAAACUUGGAUUCAGUGGAAAGGUGUGUCAUGAAUGACUUGCAGUUUUUCCCUGUAACCCUGGAUGGCUCCCCCCACAAAUUAUGGAGCUCGGUUUUCAUAACUUUUUUUUUUGUUUCCCCCCUUCCUAACUUGGUCAUCGUUUCCCGCCCAUCAGGCAGCUCUUCUGUAUAACACCAGAGGGCGAAACCUAUCACACGCUUCUUCCGAAGCCAGCCGACAGCCUCUUUUCGAGCCGCUGGUCCUGACACAUCGGCGGGGGUGACGUAACACACUUGGAGGAAGAAGCACCGCCCACUUCUACAUACACGAGCUUACAGAUGCACAUGAUUGGCUAGUGAUUGAUAGGGGAGAGACUCUCUGGCCUUUUUUUUUUAAUCCAUAUUUUCUUUACAGUUAAGAUGGAGAAUGACCCAGGGUCUUGCGAGCUCCUUAAAGACCCCAGGAAACCUAAUCUUGUUGUUUUUUGUUUGUUCCGUUUCGCCCUGUCCUAUCUCAGACGAACAGCAUUCCAUGCUCCUUUUUCAGCUCCAGAACUUGGCAUGGGGGUUGAUCCAGAACAUACGGACAUAUUGUGAUUGUGAAAAUGGUGGAUAAUUUUUGAUCGGCUGUGAUUUUUCUGUAUUUCUUAUCAAGAGGGCGCGCCGAGCAUGCUCAGUGUUUCAGACGCUAGUUUUUAGAUGGUAGGCACUGCAUGAGCCAGGAGUUAAACCUCAGUUAUUUUGGGUUUUGACCAAACUUGAAUUCAUUAAAUGGAUUGUAAUAAAUGUGGUUAACAGAAACAGCAAGUACGGUAGAAUGAACCAGGAGAGACUAACUGAAUCUUAACUUAUUGACACUAAUGAAGAAUAUUAAAAAAUAAAUGCAAA